UUCAACUCGAGCAAGCAAGGGGAAGAAAAAGGCCACAGGAACCAGGGGCGGCGACUCGCUUCGUACUGCUCGCCCCCCGCUUCUCCCCUCCCCUCUCUACCCACCCCAAUCUCUCCGCCGGCGAUCGCCGGGGCGCGCGCCGCCUCCGCCGGGAGGCCUCCCCCUCGCCAUGGCCCUGCAGGGGAAGAAGCUCAUAAACAACCCCGACGAUGUGGUGACGGAGUUCAUCGAGGGGCUGGUGGAGACCUACCCGGGCCUGCAGUACCUGGACGGGUUCCCUGAGAUUAAAGUUGUUCUUCGCGCUGAUGCUGUGGGCGGUGCCUAUGACAAGGUUGCUGUCAUCUCAGGUGGUGGAAGUGGCCAUGAGCCAGCCCAUGCGGGAUUUGUUGGGCCAGGAAUGUUGACAGCGGCUGUUUCUGGAGAUGUUUUUGCUUCUCCACCUGUUGAUUCUAUUUUAGCUGCUAUUCGAGCUGUAACGGGCACUAUGGGAUGCCUUCUGAUAAUAAAGAACUACACUGGUGAUAGACUUAAUUUUGGAUUAGCUGCUGAGCAGGCAAAAUCUGAAGGCUAUAAGAUAGAGAUGGUAAUUGUUGGAGAUGAUUGUGCCCUUCCCCCGCCUCGGGGGAUAGCUGGUAGAAGAGGUUUAGCAGGAACAAUUCUUGUGCAUAAGGUUGCUGGGGCUGCUGCAGAUGCUGGUUUAUCUCUUGCAGAUGUCGCUGCAGAAGCAAAACAUGCAUCUGAGGCUGUUGGUACAAUGGGAGUAGCACUUUCUGUUUGUACGUUGCCUGGGCAAGUGACAUCUGAUCGUUUAGGUCCUGAGCAAAUUGAGCUUGGCCUUGGAAUUCAUGGAGAACCUGGUGCUGCUGUUGUUGAGCUACAGACAGUUGAUGUGGUGGUUGAACAUGUUCUUAAGCAGAUACUAUCACAGGAAACUCAGUAUCUUCCUAUCACAAGAGGGAGCAAUGCCGUUCUCUUAAUCAACGGAUUAGGCGCUACUCCUGUCAUGGAGCUUAUGAUUGCAGCAAGAAAAGCAGUCCCUGAGUUACAGUUGGAGUAUGGGAUUGCUGUUGAUAGAGUCUACACUGGCACAUUUAUGACAUCACUUGAUAUGGCUGGACUUUCUAUCACCAUUAUGCGCUCAGAUGAAAACAUUUUGCAGCGACUUGACGCUCCCACUAAAGCUCCAGCUUGGCCUGUUGGUUCUGAAGGAAAUCGCCCACCAGCAAAAUUUCCGGUUCCAGUACCACCAUCACCUUCAAUGAAGGAUGACGAGAUUCUUUCAGAACGCCAGGAACUAAGCAAGCAAGGAUGUAUGUUGGAGGCUGCUAUUGAAGCAGCUGCUAAAGAACUCAUUGAUCUCAAGGAUAACCUAAAUGAUUGGGACAGUAAAGUCGGUGAUGGUGACUGUGGAACUACGAUGUAUAGAGGUGCAACAGCUAUUCUUGAAGAUAUGAAAACACGUUAUCAUAUGAAUGAUGCAGCUGGAACAGUAAAUGAGAUUGGCUCAACAAUCCGGAAGGUGAUGGGUGGAACAAGUGGAAUCCUGUAUGACAUACUCUGCAAGGCUGCAUAUGCAAGCUUAAAACAAAACAAAAAUAUUACGGCAUAUGAAUGGGCUGAUGCUUUAGAAGCUUCUAUUGCUGCUGUUAGCAAAUAUGGUGGUGCCAGUGCAGGAUACCGCACGAUGCUGGAUGCUCUAAUUCCCGCUUCUACAGUUUUGAAACAGUCUCUUAAAGCCGGGGAUGAUCCGGUGACUGCAUUUAUCGCUUCUGCUGAAGCAGCAGCAGCUGGUGCUGAAUCCACUAAACAAAUGCAAGCAAAGGCAGGACGGUCAUCGUACAUUUCUCCAGACCACCUGGUUUCAAUUCCUGACCCAGGAGCAAUGGCUGCAGCUGCAUGGUACCGAGCCGCAGCGCUUUCGGUGAAGAACAAGCUGCAUGCUUCAGAAAGCUAGUAGUAGUGCAUGCUAUGCAUGCCUCCUUCACAGUCCAAAAUACUAUACUGACGGCGAAAUCCUCAGGGGCCUUUGUCAAUCCCUCUGAUUUGAUUUCCGCUUGUGCUUUGCAUGAGCCGAGAAAUCGAGUUCCGUAUUGUUUUGUGCUGAGAGCAGUUCAAAGGAUUUGUAGACGUUUACAAAGGUUGAGUGAAACUAUGCUUUUGCCUUACUGGUGAAGUGAUGAUGAUCUGUGUGUGUGUGCGCGCCGUGUGGUCAAUUGUGUUGAUACUAACGAUUGUUGUCUAUUUUUACCUGAACGGCCUGAAUCACAUCAGUUCUUUCA
Molecule: messenger RNA, 2279 nt
Organism: Triticum dicoccoides
Lineage: Eukaryota; Viridiplantae; Streptophyta; Magnoliopsida; Poales; Poaceae
Product: putative 3,4-dihydroxy-2-butanone kinase
Exons: 20
Coding region: 170-1954 (594 amino acids)
Biological process (GO): glycerol catabolic process
Cellular component (GO): cytosol
Molecular function (GO): ATP binding; glycerone kinase activity
Source: RefSeq, a predicted model, not a curated record